GUUAUCGAUAGUCGAUUAAAUCAUUUUCUUAAGCUAAAUUUACAGCCGGGCACUUCUAAAUUAUAUUUUCCAACUAAAAAUUUGUAAAUAAAGUGCAAAAUAGCUGAAUGGCUUUGGAACUAGAAGGGUACUCAAUUUGACUAGGUACCAUUCCAAGCAGCCACACGCGAAACAAAGUAGUAGCGAAAAUAUAUACACUUUGCCUUCGCAUGACGUAGUCCGCCUAAAAAGUGAAACGGCAAGAAAAUAAAAAAAAAAAAACAACGACGUCAACACAGAUUGAAAUCUGUGAGGUGUGCGCUGUAGCACUUAACCUGCAGCUUCAAUAUGUUGAUGCGCAGUGUGUGGCUGCUGCAGCGCAGACAUCCAAACUACACACGAACCGCUGUCCAUUGGAGCCGGCAGCACUUCUCUUGGUGUCAUGGCUUGCAGCGCAGUGAAUGUGUAACGCUUCGGUUACAGGCUCGCAGUCGUCUGGGUGGGGGCACAACAUACAAUACGUGCUCCAUGCUCCUGUUGCGUUCUAGCUCCAGUGACAAGGGGGGCGGUAUUAAAGAUAAGGGGCCUGAGACUUCAACUGACCUGCAAAAUACAGAUGACGGAGUAAACCAAUUGCCCGCCGUGCAGACAAAAAAUUUUGAAAUAAAAACCUCAAAGGGCAUUCUCUCAAUAACCACCACCAUCGAGGACUCGAAGAUCAAUGAAAUUGUUUUCGAAAAGGCCGAGUUAUCGCCGGUGGGCAAGCUAAAUGAGCCUGUAUUACAUGUUAUGCAAGGCAGAGAAGACGUCACCACAUCAGCACCGCCACCAGAGUUAAUUCCUACGGCGCAGCAGCGAAAGGACGAGUGUGCACCCUCGUUGAUGCCACCACCGAAGCGACCGCGCUUUGAUUACCGAAUGUCACUCGAGCGAAAUUUUAUAACACCAGCGCGUGCCCUAUCCGAUUUCAUGCUAACUGUCAAAGAUUUAGAGAAGCUGCCAAAAAUAAAGCGCAGAUCCCCCUACGAACAAGAGCCACCUAUGACGGUAUAUUGGCGACGCGAUGUGGAAGCUAAGGCACUCGAAGUCUGGGGCUCAAAGGAGGGUAUUGUUCGGGAGAGACUUAAACGUGAUAUGGAGCGUAAGCAGUAUCAGCAGAAUGUAUUUACAGUGAAACGUCGCCUACGUGACUAUCGGCGGGAAAUGGGCUCCCGCACCAAGGGCAUGCUGGACUCGAAUAUAAAUACGGAAAAGUCCGGGCAAGUAGUGGCUACAGCCAUUGCCAUCAACGCAGCCAAUCUGCUGUUUAAGGCAGGCGGCUGGUUAUACUGCGGUUCGCACAGCAUGUUUGCAGAGGUCAUUCACUCUCUUGCAGAUCUGAUCAAUCAGCUGAUAUUAGCUUUUGGUAUCUACAAGUCGUCACAGUUACCCGAUACGGAUCAUCCUUACGGCUAUAUGAACAUGCGCUACGUCUCUUCACUCAUCUCCGGCGUGGGCAUCUUUUGUGUAGGCAGCGGCUUAUCCAUUUACCAUGGCAUCGAGGGUAUGCUGCAUCCAGAACCGAUCACUGAUCUGUUCUGGGUGUAUUGCAUUCUUGCUGGCUCCCUUGUCAGCGAGGGCGCAACCCUCGUGGUGGCCAUCAAUGAAUUGAAGCGGGCCGCUAAGGAGAAUAAGUUAAGCUUUAAAGAGUAUGUUCUUACUGGCAAAGAUCCUUGUGUGAAUGUGGUGCUGUGCGAGGACGCAGCUGCAGUGACUGGCGUCGUGGUUGCCGGCAGCUGCAUGGGAUUAAGCAGUUUAACUGGUUCUCCGGUCUUCGAUGCUGUAGGUUCUUUGGUAAUUGGCGGUCUACUGGCUGCUGUUGCUUCCUUCAUCAUUUAUACGAAUGCCAACGCGUUGGUUGGCGUUUCCAUUCCCAUGGAUCGCUUAGAAAAGAUCAAUACGGCACUUGAGGCUGAUGUGAUGAUACGUGCUAUUUACGAUGUCAAGGGUAUAGGCAUUGGCAAUGGACGAGUACGAUAUAAGGCUGAGCUCGACUUUGAUGGACGUGAACUAACGCGUUCGUAUUUAGAUAAGCAGGACCUAAACAAGUUGCUUGCGAUUGUGCGCGGAUUUCGUAAUGUGGAUGAUUUGGAGGGCUUCUUGCUGGAUCAGGGGGAGAGUAUUGUGGACCUAAUGGGUGGAGAAAUUGAUCGAAUUGAAAUGAAUCUUCGCACGCAUUUUCCAGAAAUUCGUCACGUCGAUCUUGAAAUACUCUAAAGCCUUCCUUGCUUGCUGCUAAAUAUUGUUUUGGACCUGAGGGCUCUCAAUCAAAAUUUCCUGUGUAAUUUUCAUGUUCUAUACAUA
This is a messenger RNA of Drosophila hydei, 2322 nucleotides long. It is a transcript of the gene ZnT49B, whose product is annotated as zinc transporter 9. Lineage: Eukaryota; Metazoa; Arthropoda; Insecta; Diptera; Drosophilidae. Gene Ontology annotation, cellular component: membrane. Gene Ontology annotation, molecular function: monoatomic cation transmembrane transporter activity. The transcript has 8 exons. Bases 328 to 2235 code for a protein of 635 amino acids. The record is from RefSeq and is a predicted model, not a curated record. Gene Ontology annotation, biological process: zinc ion transport; transmembrane transport.